Cotesia congregata is the source of this 429-nucleotide messenger RNA. The record is from the annotation of a GenBank genome assembly. NCBI's taxonomy places the organism in Eukaryota, Metazoa, Arthropoda, Insecta, Hymenoptera, Braconidae.
AUGGGUUACAGUUUCGCAGCAGGAACAACCGACGGUCCAGGUUCAUUUUCUUUCGCCCAAGGCACGACAACAACAAAUCCCAUGUGGAACGCCGUACGUAAUUUCGUAGCUGUACCUACGGAGGAGGAUAUAAAGUGUCAUGGUGCUAAGCCAAUACUUCUUGCAACUGGGAGGAUGCGGUUACCGUAUCAGUGGCAGCCACAGACUGUUUCCACUCACCUGGCGAUGAUAGGCGACUUGGUGAUAGUUGGUGUUCCAGGUGAGUUUACUACCAUGUCCGGCAGGAGAAUGAGAGAAACUAUAGCAUCUACCGUUGAAGAGAUCACUAAGGCGCGGCCAACUGUUGUCAUUGCUGGACUUUGUAAUACUUACAGCGAUUACAUCGCAACUCCCGAAGAAUAUGAGUAUAAUCCAGAUUAUACUGAGUGA